Molecule: messenger RNA, 1458 nt
Organism: Vombatus ursinus (common wombat)
Lineage: Eukaryota; Metazoa; Chordata; Mammalia; Diprotodontia; Vombatidae
Gene: PAQR3
Product: progestin and adipoQ receptor family member 3
Exons: 7
Coding region: 18-953 (311 amino acids)
Cellular component (GO): membrane
Molecular function (GO): signaling receptor activity
Source: RefSeq, a predicted model, not a curated record
CGCUGGCGGCGGCCGCGAUGCACCCGAAGCUGCUGAAGAACGCGCACUACAUCGAGCUGGGCAGCUACCAGUACUGGCCCGUGCUGGUGCCUCGCGGCAUCCGCCUCUACACCUACGAGCAGAUCCCCGUGUCGCUCAAGGACAACCCCUACAUCACGGACGGCUACCGGGCCUACCUGCCCUCGCGCCUCUGCCUCAAGAGCUUGUUCAUCUUAUCCAAUGAGACGGUGAACAUCUGGAGUCAUUUGCUGGGCUUCUUCCUCUUCUUCACACUGGGUAUAUAUGACAUGACUUCUGUGUUACCUUCAGCAAGGGCUUCUAGAGAAGAUUUUGUCAUCUGUUCUAUUUGUCUUUUCUGCUUUCAGGUCUGCAUGCUUUGUUCUGUAGGCUAUCACCUUUUCUCUUGUCAUCGUUCAGAAAAAACCUGUCGGCGAUGGAUGGCAUUAGAUUAUGCGGGCAUUUCUGUUGGCAUACUGGGUUGCUAUGUGUCAGGAGUAUUUUAUGCAUUUUAUUGUAAUAACUACUGGCGUCAGGUCUAUCUGAUUAUGGUGCUUGCUAUGAUCCUCACCGUCUUCUUUGCUCAGAUUCACCCCAAUUACCUCACUCAACAGUGGCACAGACUUCGUUCCAUUAUCUUUUGUUCAGUGUCUGGGUAUGGAGUGAUUCCCACUAUCCACUGGGUCUGGCUCAAUGGCGGUGUUGGUGCACCUAUUGUACAGGAGUUUGCACCUCGUGUGAUUGUGAUGUAUGUGAUUGCUCUUGUUGCUUUCCUCUUCUAUAUUUCCAAAGUUCCAGAAAGAUACUUUCCAGGACAGCUAAACUACCUCGGGUCGAGCCACCAAAUAUGGCACAUUCUUGCAGUGAUCAUGUUGUACUGGUGGCAUCAGUCCACAGUAACUGUCAUGCAGUACAGACACAGCAAGCCUUGUCCUGACUAUAUUCCACAUUUGUGAAUGCAGGAAAACGGAAACAGAGGGAGCCCAUCCACUGAAGGAAGGCUGAGAAACGGGUAGACGACUGUGAUGGAAUGGUACUGCACCCGAAACAGCAGCAAAUGAAGAAUUCAGGAAAAUACAUCAAGACUUACACAAACUGAUGCAGACCAAAAGAAGGGAGUCUGUGCAACAGCUAAAAUAACGAUCACAUAGGAAAGCUGUGCACACUAAAAUAACACAAUCAAAAACAAUAAAACGCUGAACUCAGAUUAACUGCAAAGGGCAAGGUGGUCCUAGAGAAAAGUUGAUGAAACCCACUCUUCACUGGCUGAAGAGCUCCCAGUACACAAUCGUGCAGAUGCUGCCAGACGUUACUGCCUGGUCAACUGGAUUCUGCUGAGCAACGAAAAAGGAUUCAACAGAGGUCGGGGACAUAUACAGAAAAUUAUCAUGAUGUUAAAAAACAAAAGGCAAAAAUAAAGUUUUAAAUUUAAAAGAUAUACAUAAUCAGCCAACAAGCAUU